Molecule: messenger RNA, 2295 nt
Organism: Rhineura floridana
Lineage: Eukaryota; Metazoa; Chordata; Lepidosauria; Squamata; Rhineuridae
Gene: RNF138
Product: ring finger protein 138
Source: RefSeq, a predicted model, not a curated record
GUGAGCACAGUUGUGCAACCUGAGGGUGUAUGCCGUCCUAACAAGGGAACGGUGAAAUCGUCGCGGAACGUAAAGAGCCCCGUUCCCGCAUCUUCACGCCGUAGAAGGCAGCAGUGAAAUCACAGGGCUUUGCUCCCAAAUAAACGCGCACGGGACCGCAACUCAAGCCUUGAGCGAGCUUGCUUGCGAGAGAACGAAACGAGAGAGCCAAAGACGGCUUGCAAGUCGCCUCCACGCAAAUUGCUAGAGGGAAGAGACAGCCACAACACGGACGGCGACUCUUGUUCAAUAACAAUUCACGCCGGAGGGGAGGGGGGGCUAUUACCAUGGCAACACCAGCUGGCCUGUUGGGAAGAGGCCGCCGCGGCGGCGGCCCAAAAGCUAUGGAGAGCGGCGGUGGUUUGACCGGCUUGGGCACGGAGAGCCCUGAAGAUCCCGGCCCAGCCCCGAGGCUUGCGAUCAACCCUCCCGUUCUCCCGACAGAAGUACCACAGUUAGCUGCGAUGAAUGAGGAACCUGCCAUUAUUUGUUUCAAUGAAGAUGAUUAUUACUGUCCUGUUUGCCAAGAUGUGUUCAAAACACCUGUGAGGAUUUCCAUUUGUCAGCAUGUGUUUUGCAGGAAAUGUUUCUUAAUGGCAAUGAAAGAAGGUGGAACACAUUGCCCACUGUGCAGAGGCAUUGUAACCCGAAAAGAAAAAGCAUGUCCCAACAGAGCCUUAGAUGUUGAAAACAACAUGAAGAAGUUGGUGGGAAGCUGUAGAUGCUGUGACAAACAGAUUAGAUUCUCUCGUAUGAGACAGCAUUAUAAAUCAUGUAAAAAGUAUCAAGAUGAAUAUGGUGUUUCUUCUGUAAUCCCAAGCUUAGACAUAUCUCAGGAUUCAACAGGAAACAGUUUCAGGAGUGACUCUUCUACUUCGGAAAUUGGAGACAAUUCUAAUCUACAUGUUCCUGAAGAAGCUACAAGUGGACAGCCUAUAUUCAAAUGCCCUUUGUGUCAAGAAAGUAACUUCACAAGGCAGGACUUAUUGGAUCAUUGUAAUGAUAGGCACCUUUAUCAACUAGAUCCAGUAAUCUGUCCUAUUUGUGUCUGUCUUCCAUGGGGAGAUCCUAACCGUGUUACUAGAGAUUUUGUUGGCCAUUUAAAUCGAAGGCAUCAACUUGAUUAUGGAGAUUUUAUGAAUCCUCAGCUGGAUGAGGAAACUCUGUUCCAAAAUGCUGUUGAGGAAUCCUGUCAAGUGAACCUUUGAAGCCUCCAGUUUGUUCAAAAUCAUUGCUGUCUGCAAGGGGAGACACUGCAUCGGUAGUCUCAGUGUUAAUAAAAGGGAACUCUUGUAUCCAGUUUAACUGUAUAGCAGUUAUUGCUUUACUCUGGAUUAACUUUAUUUUAAAAUGCUUUUUAUUUAAACUAACAAAAAGCAUGUUAUUACAUUUUAAUGUGGAGUAUUUUUUCCUCCGCAUAUUAGAAAUAUUGCAAAUAUCUGGCAAAAAAUACCACUGUAUUUGAGAUAAAGCUAUUUAGAGACAUUUUGUUUUGCUUUGUUAUUUUAAAACAGUAUUAUACCAUAGAGAGAAUAACUGCACUAGGAUGAGCUGAAAUGUAAUAUUGGAAUACAAAUAAGGACCAGCGUCUUUGUUUGAACAGUUACAUCUAGUUAGCACAGAAGAAAAGUACUUUGCAUUUUCUAGCAUAUGUUAAAAAUUAAAUGGUUUUUCCCCCUAGCCCAUUAUGUAACUCACAGACGUGCAGGGAUUUUCUCAAUGCUGUCAAUGAUCUGUUAAGCACAGGGGCAUUAACUGAACCUGAUAUGAAGUAGCCACAACCCAGAGGCUUGCCAGCUAAGGCAUACUGAGCACUACUGGGCCAGUUUCUUAUUAGUGAGAGAGAGGUCCUUGCCACUGUGAUAUUUAGUGAGACAUGGGCCUCUAGCCACUCACUUACUUGCAACCUCUCUUAAAUUGAUACGGUUCAUUCACUUUAUCAGAGAUCUGUUACUUAUUGCUGUUAGGACUGCAGCAUCAUUCAACUGAGAGAGUUUAUGGAAACUUCUUCCACCACAAAACUUGGAUAAAAAUGUAAGAGUAGUGUGCUGCUAAUGCUUUGAAAACAUUAAUCUACUAAGGAUGUUUUUGUAGUAACAAAGAGGUAUUUUCUUGAAUGUACUGUUUUAGGGGGAAAGUAGCAAUAAAUGUUUUAGAGGAAAACCAAAAUUAAUCUGAUUUUAGAUAGACUUUCUGAUAGAAAUUUCUAUUAACUGAACAUAUCCUGAAAUCAAGUAAAAUGUAACUUGUUUUGAA